This is a messenger RNA of Olea europaea var. sylvestris, 2320 nucleotides long. RefSeq names its product homeobox-leucine zipper protein ROC3-like. Gene Ontology annotation, biological process: regulation of DNA-templated transcription. The transcript has 11 exons. The record is from RefSeq and is a predicted model, not a curated record. The coding region runs from base 220 to 2070 and encodes 616 amino acids. Gene Ontology annotation, molecular function: lipid binding; DNA binding; DNA-binding transcription factor activity, RNA polymerase II-specific. NCBI's taxonomy places the organism in Eukaryota, Viridiplantae, Streptophyta, Magnoliopsida, Lamiales, Oleaceae.
UUUACCAUCGAAAAUUCAUACAAUUAUAACUCUACACAGAAACAAUAAGAGAGAGAAUUUUGUUUGGUGAAGGUGUAAUGAAAGAUAAAGAAGCAAAGAGCUGAAGAAGAAGAAGAAGAACAGCACACCGACACUCAAAGGGUUUUAAAAGUGAAGAGAAGAUAAGCGAACCCUAUUCUCAACAGUUUUCAUUAUUUAGCAACAAUUCAAAGGGGAAAAAUGUAUGGAGAUUGCCAAGUACUUUCAUCAGUGGGAGGGAACGCUAUUCCCUCUGAUACUCUCUAUUCUUCGUCGAUCCAGAACCCCAACUUCAAUUUCAUGGCAAACAUUAAUCCUUUCAACAUUUUUUCUCCCAUUAAUGUGGCCAAAGAAGAAAAUGUUUUAGCAAAAAGCAAAGAGGAGAUGGAAAGUGGUUCCGGGAGUGAACACAUGGAAGGUGUGUCUGGAAAUGAGCAAGAAACCGAGGUACAGCCGCAGCCAAAGAAGAAACGUUAUCACCGCCACACCGCUCGCCAGAUCCAGGAAAUGGAAGCGCUGUUUAAGGAAUGUCCACACCCGGAUGAUAAACAGCGCAUGAAACUAAGCCAAGAUCUUGGCCUCAAGCCUCGCCAGGUCAAGUUCUGGUUCCAAAACCGCCGAACCCAAAUGAAGGCACAACAAGACAGGCAAGAUAAUGUACUACUAAGGGCAGAAAAUGAGAACCUCUGCUUUGUUUAUUUUCAGAAUAAAUGGAUGGAACUAUUUCCUUCCAUUAUUUCAAGAGCAAAAACACUUCAAGUUGUACAUUCCGGUGUUUCUGGACAUUCCACUGGUUCACUUCAUUUGAUGUAUGCAGAAUUACAAGUUCUUUCUCCUUUAGUGCCCACAAGAGAGGCUCAUUUCCUACGUUACUGCCAACACAAUGCAGAAGAAGGAGCCUGGGCAAUUGUCGAUUUUCCUCUCGACAAUUUCCAAACCAGUUAUCCACCUUCUUUUCCUUAUUACAGACGACGUCCCUCAGGAUGCAUUAUACAAGACAUGCCCAACGGUUACUCUAGGGUAACAUGGGUAGAACACGCAGAGGUCGAGGAUAGUUCAAUUCAUCCAAUUUUCAACCAUUUUGUGAGUAAUGGUAUGGCAUUUGGAGCGCAGCGUUGGCUAGCAGUUUUGCAGCGGCAGUGCCAGAGGUUUGCUAGCUUCAUGGCAAGAAAUAUAUCUGAUCUUGGAGUUAUCCCAUCUCCUGAAGCAAGGAAAAAUCUGAUGAACUUGGCCCAAAGGAUGAUAAGGACAUUCUGUCUAAACAUAAGCACAUGUUGUGGGCAAUCUUGGACAGCCCUUUCUGAUUCUGCUGAGGACACUGUUAGGAUAACCACGAGGAAAGUUACAGAACCCGGCCAACCCAACGGCUUAAUUCUUGGUGCUGUAUCCACUAUUUGGUUACCAUUUCCACACAACAAAGUAUUCGAUUUCUUGAGGGAUGAACAACGUCGAAUUCAGUUGGAUGUUCUUUCCAAUGGGAAUUCUUUACAUGAGGUUGCUCAUAUUGCAAAUGGUUCUCAUCCUGGAAACUCUGUUUCUCUUCUUCGGAUCAAUGUUGCUAGCAACUCAUCUCAGAAUGUAGAACUGAUGCUUCAAGAGAGCUGCACAGAUGAUUCUGGUAGUAUAGUAGUGUACACCACCAUUGACGUUGACUCAAUCCAGCUAGCAAUGAACGGUGAAGAUCCGUCCUGUAUUCCCCUUCUCCCCUUGGGAUUCAUCAUAUCUCCCAUGGGACACGCCAUUAAUGACUCCAGCAUCACCAGCGAAGACACAGAAAACGGGAACCUGCAGCCAGAUUCCGGUUGCCUACUCACCGUUGGACUCCAAGUUCUGGCAAGCACAAUCCCGACUGCAAAACUCAAUCUUUCGAGUGUCACUGCCAUUAAUCAUCAUAUGUGCAACACAAUUCAGCAAAUCAGUUCUGCACUUAGUUCUGGCAAUGGAAACGGCAACUGCCCAAAUAAUAACGGCAACUUCUUCUCGACUUCUGUGGAGCCACAGAACGCAGAACCAGUAUCUCCAACAAAGCAAAAUCGUGUCUCCAUGUCCUAGUUCUGCAGGGUUAUAGUCUUCUAGUAAAUUAACGAAGAGACAAUGCUGUAAUGAAGUAGUGUUUUGUUUGGUUGGAAUUGUGGAUUUAGGAAGUCAAGAGCGCACCAAUUGUGUUCAUGGCUACCUGGUAAGGCUAGACUUCUGCAGUUUCUUACCAGAUAGCAAUGGUGGUGGUUCGGGUAUUGACUUCUUUUGCUCGUUAUCGCUCCUCUUUGAUUCCUUUUGAAUGAAAUGGACUAUUGUCAUUUUA